AUGAAAGCCGUUGCCCCGGUUUUGACUAGCUUCGUUCAUCAGGCUUCAGAGUGUAGGGCUAAGAACGAUGCAGGGCAGACCCUAUAUUGGCGACUUUGGCAUAGAGGUGACUUCUAUUCCUUCCACAAUGGUAAUCAACCUUUGGUCCUGCGGAGUAAGCCCGACGCUGAGCUCACUGUGGCAUUCCUAGUCGACGGACU
This is a messenger RNA of Perkinsus marinus ATCC 50983, 200 nucleotides long. RefSeq lists its product as hypothetical. The annotation marks the transcript as partial. Lineage: Eukaryota; Perkinsozoa; Perkinsida; Perkinsidae. The record is from RefSeq and is a predicted model, not a curated record. The transcript is spliced from 2 exons.